Molecule: messenger RNA, 3081 nt
Organism: Fusarium pseudograminearum CS3096
Lineage: Eukaryota; Fungi; Ascomycota; Sordariomycetes; Hypocreales; Nectriaceae
Gene: NPS12
Product: NPS12
Exons: 3
Coding region: 1-3081 (1026 amino acids)
Source: RefSeq, a predicted model, not a curated record
AUGUCUUCUUUCUCUUUUAGCUCCCUCGAGAGUCUCUCCCUGGCGGAUAGAGUAUUGUUCAACAAGUUCAGCAAGGGCGCCGAGUGUCCCAUCCCGUACGAUGUCGCACACCACGCGUUCGAGGCGGUUGCGCAGGCGCAUCCCAACCUUACAGCGGUUCGACACUACGAUGGAAGCACAAUCACAUAUGCCGAGCUCGACCGACGAGCGAACAUGCUCGCCAAUGAGCUCAUCCACACAUACGGUUUGAGGAUAGGUGAUCGUGUAGUGUUGGUCUACUCACGAUGUAUCGAGAUGGUGGUCUUCAUCAUGGCUGUCCUCAAGGCUGGUGGACAGUACGUGCCAUUGGAUGGCGGUAUCGUCACAGAUGACACUCUAGGCUUUGACAUUGCCGACUCUGACGCUCCAGUUGUUCUGUGUCUCCCCAAGUUCUUCGAAAAGGUGGUUCGAAGUGUUCCGGAUGACAGACGGAACAUGGUCAACGUCGUUGAUCUUGACUCCACUUCACCUCUUUGGAAGAUGGGAAACCCAUCAAAUCCCAUGGUCGAGGUCAACACUGACGAUGGCGCAUACGUCAUCUACACAUCCGGCACUACCGGUCGACCCAAGGGUGUUGAUGUGCGCCACAGAGGUGUCACCAACACCCUCUUGGCAGAGCCUUCCAAGCUCGGCAUCCGACCUGGAAGGAAUGUGGCACAGCAGCUCAACGUUGCCUUUGAUAUGUGCGCAUGGGAGAUUCUUGGUACCAUGAUGAACGGUGGCACACUCCACAUCCGAGGCAGCGGUCUCCAGCCCUGGACGGAAUGUCUCCAACGCUGCGACACCAUCAUCGCUACACCCUCCGUCGUCCUCAAGUACAUGCCCAACGUCGAAGACUUCCCCAACGUCGACACCAUCGCCGUUGGUGGCGAACCCUGUCCCUUGGCUCUGGCUGAGAAGUGGGCUCCUCACAUCAACUUCUGGAACGUUUGCGGACCUACAGAGAUCAGCAUGCUCAACACAUGCCAUCUUCACCAACCAGGUAUUCCAUUGUCGAUUGGAAAGCCCAACCCCAACACCAACGUUUACAUCUUGGAUGACAAUGAGAACCCUGUUCCCGUUGGUCAGCCUGGUGUUAUGUGGGCGGGUGGUCCUGGUGUUUCGGCGGGUUACAUUAAUCUGCCUGAACUGACAGCUACACGAUACAAGCUGGAUAAGUUCACCAACGAUGGAACCAUGAUGUUCAACACUGGCGAUCUCGCUCAGUGGCUUGAAGACGGCAGCCUUCUUCCCCUUGGCCGCAAAGACGACCAAGUCAAGAUCCAAGGUUUUCGCGUCGAACUUGACGGUGUCUCACGAUCUAUCGAAACCACUCCCGGCGUCAUCAAGGGCUGUGCUCUCAAGAUUGAGAACGCUCUCUGGGGAUUCUACUCUUCAGACGUUCAGAUCGACGAGAACCAGCUGAAAGCCGCCGUCGGCAAGUCGCAGCCAUUCUAUGCCGUCCCAUCAGUCUGGAAGCAUCUGCCUGUUCUUGAGCUCACGCCCAAUGGAAAGGUCGACAAGCGCGCUCUGAUGAAGAUUGCUACUGAGGGCGCAUUGAUGGACUCUCUAGGUCUCACCGUUGCGAAGCCUAGACCUCAGACUUUGUGGCCUUCUGGAGAGCGCAUGAUGUCGAUGACCAGUUCGACUGAUGGAACGAUUGUUGGCACAGAUAAAAACGUCAUGCGAGAUCUUGAGAAGGAUGACAAGCCAUUGGUAGAUGAGUACAACGAGGAAGAGUUUCCUCUCCCUGAGAAGAACGGCAUCCACGGAUGGCGAUGGCUACGACACACAGCCUUCUCAGCAUACCGCAAGCUCUUUGGCUUCAUCUUUGUCACAAACCUGACGAUUCUCAUCAUUCUUCUGGUUAACAGUCGCGAUAAUGAUUAUUAUCCCAAGCCCGCACACGUGGCCACGGCAGUUGCUUCGAACCUCCUCGCCGCAGUCCUCGUCCGCCAAGAGUACGUCGUCAACGCCAUCUUCUUCACCUGUUCCCGCGUCCCGACCUCAUUCCCGCUCUCCAUCCGCCGUCACUUUGCCCGCGUGUACCACAACGGCGGAGUGCACUCUGGCUGCGCCGUCUCCGCCACGGCCUGGUGGUUCAUGUACACCAUCUCCGUCACGCGCGAUUUCCUCUCCGAGAAGCACCCAGCACAGAUCAAGUCAGUCGUUCUCGCUCUGACGUAUAUCAUUCUAGGCUUCCUCUGCUUCAUUCUCGGUAUGGCGUGGCCGUCGAUCCGCAUGAAGAUGCACGAUCAGUUCGAGUGGACGCAUCGGUUUGUCGGAUGGACUUCUGUGGCUCUGGUGUGGGCGCACAUUAUUGUCUCAACGGCAGCUUCCACGACAGGACCGCUGGGGCCGGCGCUGGCGCAGAGUCCGACGAUUUGGCUGCUGUCGCUCAUCACAUUGUGCAUCGCUCUGCCCUGGACAAGGCUUCGACGUGUCAAAGUCGUGCCUGAGCCUUUGUCCAAGCAUGCUGUUCGUCUUCACUUUGACUUUUCCACACCUCCACCUUGUUCAUCUCGAGGUGUUCGCAUCACCGAUCGGCCGUUGGUAGAGUGGCAUGCUUUUGCAGCCAUUCCAGAGCCCAGUGGUAAGGGUUUCUCGAUUGUUGUCUCCAAGGCUGGUGACUGGACCAAGCGCAUCAUCGAGAAGCCCCCGACAUCCAUCUGGACACGAGGAACGCCUGCAUCUGGUGUUCUUGCCAUCGCUCCUUUGUUCAAGAAGGUUGUUCUCGUGGCCACUGGUUCUGGUAUCGGACCUUGUUUGCCCGUCAUCAUGGAGCGACGCGUCCCGUGCAAGGUAGUCUGGUCAACCAAGAACCCUCUGUCGACAUAUGGCCAGGGUAUCCUCGACACAAUUUUGGCUUGCGAUCCAGAUGCCACUAUUUGGGACACCGAUGCGAAGGGUAGACCGGAUAUGGUGAAGUUGGCUUACCAGGCGUACAAGGAGAGUGGCGCUGAGUGUGUUUGUAUUAUUUCCAACAGAUCUGUCACAGCCAAGGUGGUGUAUGGGCUAGAGAGUCGUGGUAUUCCGGCGUAUGGUCCUAUUCUUGAUUCCUAA